This is a messenger RNA of Plasmodium adleri (nom. inval.), 7374 nucleotides long. Its product is annotated as acid phosphatase, putative. Gene Ontology annotation, biological process: inositol metabolic process; inositol phosphate biosynthetic process. Lineage: Eukaryota; Apicomplexa; Aconoidasida; Haemosporida; Plasmodiidae. The transcript has a single exon. Gene Ontology annotation, molecular function: diphosphoinositol pentakisphosphate kinase activity; 5-diphosphoinositol pentakisphosphate 1-kinase activity; inositol hexakisphosphate kinase activity. The record is from RefSeq and is a predicted model, not a curated record. The coding region runs from base 1 to 7374 and encodes 2457 amino acids.
AUGAAUGAAAUAAUGGAUGAAGGAAAGAAAAAGAACAAGAAUAGAAAACAUAUUAGUUCUUUAGAUGAAGAGAAAUUAUUUGAGAAUAUAUCUAAAGAUGACUGUGGAAUAGUAAAAAAGUUUACAUUAGGAGUAUGUGCUAUGGAGAGUAAAGUUGAGAGUGCUCCAAUGGAAUGUAUAUUAAAGCGUCUAGCAAAGAGUGGUGAUUUCCAUAUAAUAAAAUUUAAAGAGGAUAUGAUAUUAAAUCAUGAUAUAGAUUGUUGGCCUGUUGUUGAUUGUUUGAUUGCUUUUUAUUCUACUGGUUUUCCUUUGAAGAAAGCUAUAGAAUAUGUAAAAAAAUAUAAACCUAUAACCUUAAAUAAUUUAGAGAAGCAGAUGAUAUUACGAUCAAGAUUACAGAUUUAUGAAGAAUUAAAAAAGUGGAGAGUACCUCAUGCGAAUUAUGUAGUUGUAGAUCAUGAUACUGUAAAAAAAGGAGAACAUGUAUUUGAAGAAUAUUAUGAUUAUAUAGUAUAUGAUAAUAUAAGAUUAAAUAAACCAUUUAUAGAAAAACCAAUAAAUGCUGAUAAUCAUAACAAUUGGAUAUAUUAUCCAAAAAAUACAGGAGGUGGUUGUAAAAAAUUAUUUCGUAAGAUAAAAGAUAGAAGUAGUGAAUAUUGUCCAGAUAUACAUAAAGUUAGAACAAAUGGUACAUAUAUAUAUGAAGAAUUUUUAUCUACUUUUGGUACUGAUAUAAAAGUAUAUACUGUAGGUCAAAUGUUUGCACAUGCAGAAGCUAGAAAAUCUCCAGCUUUAGAUGGUAAAGUUUGUAGAACAUCUGAUGGAAAAGAAGUUAGAUAUGCUGUUAUAUUAUCAGAAGCUGAAAAAAUUAUAGCUUAUAGAAUUGUUGAAGCUUUUCAACAAACAGUCUGUGGAUUUGAUAUUUUAAGAACUACUAUGGGUCCUUUUGUUUGUGAUGUUAAUGGAUGGUCCUUUGUAAAAGGUAAUAUAAAAUAUUAUAAUGAUUGUGCUCAUAUUUUAAGAGCUAUGUUUCUAGCUAAAUUAGAAGAAAAAUAUAAUAUUAUUCCAAGAGAUUUAGCUGAUAAUUGGUAUAAUAUUGAAAAUGAAGAAGAAGUAUUAAGAAAAACAUUCAGACAACCAGAUGAUCUACAUUGUUCACAUCAUGAAGAAUUAUGUUCUGUAAUCAUUGUUAUGAGACAUGGUGAUAGAAAACCAAAACAAAAAAUGAAAUUCUUUACAAACAAACCUUUAAUUCUUGAUUAUUUUAAUUCAGAAGAAAAUUUAUAUAAUGUUAUAUCAAAUAGAUAUACUCAUGAUGAUACUAUUAAAAUAAAUAAUAUUGAACUCAAUACUACUAAUUAUAAUAACAAAACAGAUGAUACAAAUAAUCAAAAUAAUAAUAAUAAUAUCAAAAAAUGUAAUUCAAAUAUAUGUAAUGCUAAUAUAAAUGAUGAUACUCAAAAAAAUAAAAUAAAAGAACAAUGCACUAAUCAUCAUGAAACGUCUAAUAAUAAUUCAAAUAUAUCAAAUAAAGAAAAUUUAAAUGAAAAUAAUAAAAUAAAUCAAACCAAUCAUGAUAAUCAAAAUGAUUGCACAUGUAUUGAUAAAAAUAAUACAAUUAAAGAUCCUAAUAAUAAAGAUAAAACCGACAAAAAUGAUACCCUUCUUCAAUCUGAUAACAAAAUGAUGAAUGAAAAAAAUUCUUCAAAUAAUAAAAAUAUGAACACAGAUAUAUGCAAUACACCUGUCCAAACAGAUGAAGUGAAACAAAACAAUUUAUAUAAAUCUUAUAGUAAAAAAGAAAUAAAAUUUAAAUCACCAGAGGAAUUAGAAGAUCUUUUCUUAAGAAAUAAUGUUAUAUUGAAUGAUAUAGAAAAGGAAUAUAAAUUAAUAAAAGAACAACUUUUUAAUAUUCAACAAAAAUUGGAAAAAGCAGAUAAUAAUGAUAAAUCUGAAAGAGAUGAAGAAAAAUUAAAUGGAACAAUUGAAAAGGAGGGGUUGAUUAUAUCUGAUAUGAAAAAUAAAGACAAUGAAAAGGUUGUAGAUAAAAAGGAAACCACCGAUACUAAUAAAUCGAAGGAUGAUCAUGAUGAAAAUAAUAAUAGUAGUGUAAAAAUAAAUUUACAGGGUAACAAUAAAGAGACAGAGGAAGAAAGGUUGAAUAUGUGUUCAGAAAAAGAUGCAUUGAAUUUAAUGACAAAAGAAGAAUUAGAAAUAAAAAGAGGUGAAUAUGAAGUUAUGAUUGAAAAUCAUAAAACAUUACAAAAGAUUUUAGAAAGAGGUGAUGGUUUCACAGGUAUAAAUAGAAAGAUUCAAUUGAAACCUAUAGAUUUAAUUAUAUUAAAUGAUAAAGUUAUAGUGACUAAAAUACUUGUAGUUGCAAAAUGGGGUGGUGAAUUAACAAGAAUGGGAAGAAGACAAUCAGAAAAUUUAGGUAAAAGAUUUAGAGCUACAUUAUAUCCAGGUGAUUCAGAUGGAUUAUUAAGAUUACAUUCAACAUUUAGACAUGAUUUUAAAAUUUUUACAUCUGAUGAAGGUAGAUGUCAAAUAACAUCAGCUGCAUUUACAAAAGGUUUUUUAGAUUUAGAUGGAGAAUUAACACCUAUAUUAGUUGCAAUGGUUAUAAGAAAUUCUAAAGCACAUAGUUUAUUAGAUGAUAAUAAUCCAUGUUUAGAAAGAUCAGAAUGUAAAGAAUAUAUUGAUGAAAUAUUAAAUGAAAACCAAGAUAUUGAUGAAGAUUUAUUAAAAAAGCUAACACCUGGAAAACAUGCAAAAGGAUUUAGAGAAUCAUUAAGAAAAAUAUCAAACUUUUAUAUAUUAAUGGAUAAAGUAAGAACAACUAUAUAUGAUUUCUUAAAAAGUUUGAAUCAAGAAGUACAAAAAUGGUUAAACUUAUUUCCAUAUGAUGAAUAUGCAUUAUAUGUAAUUGAUAUAUUACAUGAAAUACAAGUUAGAUGGAAAUCACUAACAAAAAUGUGGUAUAAAAAAAAUAAAAAUAAAUAUGAUACUUCAAAAAUUCCAGAUAUUGUAGAUAAUAUAAGAUUUGAUUUAAUACAUCAUCAUUCAUAUCUAGGGAGUGGUUUAGAUAAAGCUUUCGAGAUUUAUAAUCAAAUAGAACCACUAGCCAAUUUUAUUUCACAAGCAGAAUAUGGUAUUACACCUCAAGAUAAAGUCAAAAUUGGUGUACAUAUUGUAGGCAAAUUAUUAAGAAAAUUAAUACAUGAUGUAACAUAUUAUAGAGAUGAAGAAGAAAGAAAUAAAAAAAAUAAUAAAGGAAAUAAUGUUCUCAAAAAUGCUUUACAUAUUUCUUAUAUGAAUCCAUUUUAUUUUAAAAAAACAGAAGAAUUACAAAAAAAAGAUAAGCAACAACAUCAAAGAGAUACAUCCAAAAAUUUUAAUAUGUGUAAAUAUGAUACAAAACAAAAAUUUCUAGAUAAUUUCUUAUUCAAAAGGGAUGAUACUGAUAUAAAUAAAAAAAUAGAAACAAAUAAUAAAGCAAACACGAUAAAUGAUAAACCGGAUAUAUUAUAUAAUACAAAUGAUAAUAAUGAAAAAAAUGAAAAAAAUGAUAAAAAUGAUAAAAAUGAUAAAAAUGAAAAAAAUAUAAAUGAACUAAUACAACAAAAUAAUAUACAAACAAAUCAUAAUGACAAAAAUGAUCAUAUAAAUAAAUGUGAACAAGGAAAAAAUAAGGAAGAUAUUAUCAAAGGGAUAGAUAUAAAUGAUAAUAAUAUUAAUAGUAAUAAUAUUCAUAAUAUUCAUAAUAAUAAUAAUGAUGAUGAUGGUGAGAAUAAGAAGAAUAAUUAUAUAGAAGAAACAGAGGAGAUGAAAAAAUCUUUUAAUGUAAAAGAAGAAAAUAGUUCUAAUAAUGAAACAAAUAGACAUACAGAUAAUUCCUAUUUAAGAUAUGCUAGUAUAUGUUCAGAAAAUUGUAAAAGAAAUUUAAUAACUUAUAAUGAAAAUCAAAGAAAAGAUAAAUUAGAAAAAUGUUCUUCAUUAACCGAAAAAUCUAUACCAGAUAUAUCUAUAAAUAUUAUUAAUAAUAGAAAAGAAUGUAUAUGUAAAAAUAAUUUAAAUGGUAAUGAAAAAAAUAAAAAUACAUUAUAUAAAUGUGAUGAUUUAAUAUGUAAUAUGAAACAUUCAGAAACGGUUAAUGGAACGAGUUCAGAACCUAGUAAUUCAAAACGAAUCUUAAAUAAGUCGUUGUGUAUAGGAUAUAGUAGUACUACUAAUGAUAAUAACAAUAAUAUGAAUGGUAAUCAUAAAAAUGUUAACGAUGAAUAUAAUACAAAUGAUAACAACAAUAAUAAUAAUAAUAAUAAUAAUAAUAAUAACAAUAAUAAUAAUACAACGUCCACAUUUUUAGAUUCCAAUAUAUCAGACAGCUAUAACGAACUAAAAAAUUAUAAAAGCACUGUUACAUAUAAUACCAAUGUUAAAGAUAUAUAUACCCCAAAAUUAAUCAACAAAAAAGAAGCCCUUGUUAUUAAUUCCUCAGAUUUAUGGGCACACCAAAAUAAAUAUAGGAAGGAAAAUAAUGAGAAACAAAAAAUGAAAAAAAUAAAAAAUAUGAAAGAUAAUGACUUGAAUGAAAAAAAAGAAGAUUCUAAUGAUCGAGGUGUCGCAUAUAAAUAUAGUGAAAAUUUUUUAAAAAAAGAAAGUGGUUCCUAUUUUAUGAGAACUCUAGAAGAUUCUGAUAAAAGGAAUAAAACAAAAGUGGAUGACGAUCAAAUGGAUUCUACUUCUAAUGUACAUGAAAAAAUGAAAGAAUCAAAAAAUAGCGGAAGUCUAGAAAAUAAAUAUGACAAUGAAAAUAAAGAAGAUAAAGAAGACAAAGAAAAUAAUGAUGAACGUGUGAAAAUUUUUAAAAAUAAUGGUAAAGAUGAUAGUAUGAAAGGUACCAAUGUGGAUGAAGAAGAUAAAGAAAAUAUUAAAAAUGAAUGCAAUAAGUUAGAUACAAAUAAUAUAAAAGAAGAUACAGAUGUAAAUAUAAAUGGAAAAGAAAAUCAAAAUGAUGAAAAAGUCAAUGGUGACGUAGACGUCGACGUCGACGUCGACAUUGAUGUUGAUGAAGAUGAAGGUGAUGAAGAAGAACAUGAACAUGAUGAUGAUGAAGAUAUAAUUCGAUUAAAAGAAACAGAUGCUAGAAGAUUAGGUAUAAGAUCACCUUGGAGAAUGGUAAGAUCACGAUAUUAUGUAACAUCAGCAUCUCAUAUGAUAUCAUUAUUAAAUAUUUUAAUACAUGCAAAAAAAGCAGAUAAUACUAUAAGUCAAAAUAUUAUAGAUAAUGAUUCAUUCAAGAGUGUAAGUGAUGUUACUGAUUUGCAUUAUUUAUCACAUCUAGUUUUUAGAGUAUGGGAACGAAAACAUCUAAAAAGAGAUGAUAGUAAUAGAUUCCGUAUAGAAAUAUUAUUUAGCUCAGGAGCUAAAGAUGGAUUCGGUCAGAAUUAUGAAUUAUUAGAAAAAGAUGCAAAGGCACAACAACAAAAAUAUGAAAGACAUUUUAAUAAAUAUUUUGAUGAUACCAAGAAGAUUAAUACAGACAAGAAUUUAGGGACCACAACAGGGAUGGUAAGUGGUGCUGAUACGCAAAAUGGUACAGUGGUGGGUUCACAAAAUGGUACAAUUGUGGGUUCACAAAAUGGUACAAUUGUGGGUUCACAAAAUGGUACAAUGGUGGGUUCAAAAAAUGGCACAGUGGUGGGUUCACAAAAUUGUACUGUGGUGGGUUCACAUAAUGGUACCAUCAUAGAUACAUCAAAUAUGCAAGACAGUUACAAAAAUGUGAAUAACCAUGUGAAUCAAAAUAAUUUAGAAGAAGGAGGUACUAAUGGAAAACAAGUCCAAGCAGAGGCAUGCAUAAAUAUAACUAUUGGAUUAAAUGAAAAUGUGAAGGAGACGAAUAAUUCUAAUAAUUUGAAGGAUAUAAAUAUAAAUGGUACAAAAAUUUGUGAUACAUGUGAAGAAAAGGAUGAGGUGCAAAAUUUAGAAAAUAAAGAUAAAUCUAUUAUAAAUGAGACAAAUAAUAUAAAUUGUGUGAAUACUACAAAUAUUUCUUAUGACGUUAGAGAGGAAAAAGAAAAAGUCGUUUCAGCACAAGAAGUAUCAAAUAAUAGCAUAAUGAAUAAGAAAGAAAUUAAAAUAGUAGAGCAUAAUAAUAUUAGGAAAGAUAAUUAUUCUAAAAGUGUUGAUGAAAUAAUUUUAAAUAAUAAUAAAAAAAAGAAUAAUAUGAAUUUGAAUAUAUUAAAUAAAGAAAUAAAAAAGAGUAGUUUACAUAGUAUUUCUAACAAUUCUGUAAAUCCUUUUGUUUUAGAUUCUUUGAAUGUUUUUAGAAGAGAUACUGACGAGAAAGGACCUCAUAUAAUAAAUUAUAAUAAAAGAGAAACAUCUUAUGUGUUUGGAUGUUUGAAUGAAAAAAAAAUGGGUUCUACUAAUAAUAAUUUAAGUAGAGCAGGUAGUUAUAUGGUUAGAUCAAUUAGUUCAAAUUUAAGAAAAAAAAGUAAACAAAAAGAUAUUUUAAAAUUAGAUUAUGACAAAAAAGAAAAAGAAGAUAUAACAAAAGAAAAUCUUUUAACAUAUGAAAAUGAAUAUAUUAAUAAUAGUUCGAAUGAGAUGAAUAGUAAAUCAUAUAGAAGUUAUUCAUGUAUAAGUGAUAGAUCAUAUUAUAGAAAUAAAAAAGAAUUUGAGAUAGGAAAUGAAGAACAUAAUAGGAAAAAUAAGUUAAAUGCUUUUAAUCAUAUCAUAGAUAAUGAGAAAUUAAAAAAUGAGUUCCUAAAAAAACAUACAUUAGAAAUAAAUCAUAUGGAAAAUAAUGAUGAUAAUAAAAAUAAUGAUAUUCAUAAUAAUAAUAAUAAUAAAAAUAAUAGUGGUGAUAUUCAUAAUAAUAAUAAAAAUAAUAAUGGUGAUAGUAACAACAACAACAAUAAUAAUAAUAAUAAUAAUAGUACUGGUAGUAAUAAUAAUAAGAAUAAUAAUACUGGUAGUAAUAAUAAUAGUAGUAAUAAUAAAAAUAAUAACAAGUAUAAUAUUAAUAGUAAUCAUAAUAGUAAUUAUCAAGACAAAAAGAAAGUUAGUUUAUUUUCACAUGUAUAUGAACAUUUCAAUGAAAAUAAAAAAAAUGCAACUUCAAAUUUAAAAUUCUUCUAUAAAACAUAUAUGCCAGAUUAUGAAAAAAUAAUAGAGAAUGAUAAAAAAGCAGAAACGUUUGAUGUACCACCAUAUUGUGAAUUGGCUCCUUUAAUUGUAUUAACAAAGAAUUGUCAACUGUCAACCUUUGAAAAUAUUCUUACCAAACUUUUAAAUAACUAUUCUAAGAAUACAAAAAAUAAGGAUAAAAAUAAAAUGGAUAAGGUUUCAAAAAAUAAAACAAAAUAA